Helobdella robusta is the source of this 1937-nucleotide messenger RNA. RefSeq lists its product as hypothetical. Lineage: Eukaryota; Metazoa; Annelida; Clitellata; Rhynchobdellida; Glossiphoniidae. The transcript is spliced from 10 exons. The coding region runs from base 132 to 1937 and encodes 601 amino acids. The record is from RefSeq and is a predicted model, not a curated record.
CUUUUAGGUCACUUUCUUUGUUUUUCAAAAUAAACCGUGGUUUUAAUUAUUUUUAAUUAUAAAAAUUAUUUACCUCUACAAAUCAUUAUUUGGAUCGAUGUAUACUGUAUAGUAUUGAAGAUAUUUGCUGAAUGACUGACUGCAGUUGUAUCAGAGACUCUACAAUUCUGACGGAGACAGUGUCAGCCACAUGCAAUGCAAAUGGAAGCUGGAGCAUCCAACCACCUAUCUGCUAUAGUCGUUGUAAGAUACCACCACCAAUUGGCGGGUCCCUGGAAGACAUGUUCGUGGUGGGCUCCUACGUGGACCACGGGUUCAACUUGACUUUGAAAUGCGACCAGGGAAUGGUGAUGGAGGGAGAAGGUAUUUUAUGCUACAAUGGUACUUGGAUGAGUACGGUGGGAUGCGUCAAAAGUACCAAUUCCUGUGAUGAAGUGAGGCCACCUGAAUUGAAAGAUGGCUACUUCAAGUACCACGGCACGCAACACGGAGAGACGGCCAAGUACUUCUGCUACUCUGGCUACCGACUGGAAGGACCCGAUACGGUGACCUGCUAUGAUGGAGUUUGGCUCGGAGACAUGGAAAACACUACGUGUGUUCUAAAGCUGUGUGAGUACCCUGGAACGCUGGAGAAUGGUGACAUCUUGCUGAUUGGCAUCAAAGGGCAGUUCACAUACAGGAAUUAUGUCAAAAAAGUUAAACAGUACGAUCAGAUUGAGUACCGCUGCAGAAAAGAUUUCACGUUGGAAGGGCCGGAAGGAUCCACGUGUGUUGAUGGCGUCUGGAGUCCCAAGACCAUACCAACGUGCCAACCAAGAAGACAUCUGCAGCCGGCUUUUGAGAGAUACAGGGGUAUUGUCCCUGAACAGCUUACAAAUGAAACUGAUAUAUUUUACGCUGACGCAACAGAAGUAAACAGCGAAAAGAACAUCGCCGUAAGUUUGUGUGAUCACACCCAACAAUUCAAUAAAUCAAAGAGAUUGACUACUCGUGUGAAACCCCUCAAAGUCGGCUGCAUUUUGUUGAAAACUUUGAAAAAAUUAUUAGCUAGAACAAAAUCACCCAUCCAUUCAAAUGGUGGGGAAGUUACAAAUGGGUUCAAGGACACCAACCAAACAUCACCGAUCAGCAUUGUCGACAACAUUAACGAGCACCAACAUAGAGACGUUGAUGACAAAAUCGUCAGCAACAGUAACAGUGGCGACUACAACAAACAACACAUCGUCUACACGAUGAAACAACUGUCAGACUCAAGAGACAACACUUCCAAUCCUACUUCAAAAUGCAUUGCCAAGUGCCAACUCAACGGACAUUCGUAUGCCGUCGUCGAACUCACGUUCAAUGAGAGCCUGUGCCACUGCAUAAAUGAACUGCAUGACGUAAUGAUGACGUCAGGUUGUGCCGCUGGAGGCAAACGUGGCGAGGGCGGUGAGAGCGGUCAUAACGAUGGCCGCGAUCAGAGGAUUGUCAUUCUCAACGUUUAUUCCGCUUGCUCUCAGAAUAGAUGGGGAGACAAGUGCGAGCGGAAGUGCUACUGCCUCCUCUCUCCAUCAUCAUCCUCUCCAUCAUUGUCAAAUGCUGACAAGAACGGUUUUGUUGAUGAAGAUGAAGACAUAGAGACGUGUCGAGUGCUGCAAGCUGGAGUUGCUUUCAACAAGACAAUGCCGAACAUUUAUUUUAUACAGCACACAAGGUUUAAAAAAGUUCUCGUCGUACUUGCAUCUGUCAGCUUGCUCAUCCUCGUCUUCAACAUCACAGUCUACGUGCAAUCUCGCUACGUUUUUCUGAGAAAACAGGAAGACAGAGAGGAUUACAACCGAGAGAUGGGCAUCAUCUUAUCAGAUAUCUCAAAAAAUUACAAGCAGCAAGUCCUGAAGUGGUCAGCAGUUAACCCAACACCACCAAACACCGCCACUAAAGAAACUUCAGCCCCCUGA